This is a messenger RNA of Lotus japonicus, 867 nucleotides long. RefSeq lists its product as uncharacterized. NCBI's taxonomy places the organism in Eukaryota, Viridiplantae, Streptophyta, Magnoliopsida, Fabales, Fabaceae. Bases 229 to 663 code for a protein of 144 amino acids. The record is from RefSeq and is a predicted model, not a curated record. The transcript has 2 exons.
AACAAUGAUUCAGUGGGCUCAUAACGCACAAACACGACUCUUCUCCUCUCCUCUUCUCUUGCGUGUUUCAUCUCCUUCCUCCGCCAGCGGCGGCGCUCCUCCUUCUCCACCAGCGGUGACGUGUCCUCCUACCUCUUGGUCUUCUCUCUUGCUUCCCUUCUCUGUUACUUGAAAUAGAUUUCUGCUGUUUAGCAAGUGAAGCACAUUGAGUGUGAACUGUGAACAAGCAUGGCAAGCUUGAUCACUGCAUCAGCCUUCACCUAUUCUCCUGUCAAUGGUUCAAGGGGUUUCAGAAAGUCAGGUAACUCUUCUAGAGGAGGAGGGUGUUGCAUAAAAGCAAUGAAGUUGGAGAAAUCCUUGGAGGAAUUGUACAAUGUGAAGGUGGAAAGAAAAGUUUCUCCUGAAAGACUAGCGCAGCUUGGAAUUUCAAAAUGGUCAGCGUGGAAGACUGGAAAAUGCAAGUUGGCUUGGGACUGGCAGGUAGACCAACUGGUGUACGUAGAAGAAGGUGAAGUGAGAGUUGUGCCUGAAGGGAGCAAGCGAUUCAUGCAAUUUGUGGCGGGAGACCUAGUCCGGUACCCAAAGUGGUUUGAGGCCGACCUCUGGUUCAAUGGUCCAUAUCAAGAACGCUAUAGUUUCCGAGCAUAUGGUGACGACUAUUGAUGAUGAUGCAUGAUGGUCAUGAAAUGUGUGCAUCUUAUUUGGUUGUUUAAAGCUAUGUAAUAGAUUUUGACCACACAAAAAAAGCUAUGUAAUAGUUGAGUUUCAGAGUUUCCAGUUCUAUAUGUAUUCUACCAAUAUAUUUGAUGAGUACUUAUGAUCGUUUGCUGUCAUUUAAAAGAAAAUCCUGAAUGCUGUUUGGUUUUC